CCCCGCAGUAUGCUGGGGGGUCUGGGGGUCCUGGAUUGCCAUGUGGGAUCUGCCCGCUGCAACUACCACCCUGUGCUUGCUUUUCACGCUGCGCUGAAGAUGAGGAGCGGGAAGGCCCCCCGUGCCCCGGAGAGCAGCGGGGAGGACACACAGACCCAUGGGGAGGCCACGCAAGCCACCGCCCCCCUACAGCCCCCGAGUGAGGCCCCAGCUCUAAACGGGCCUGGCCCUGAGGACACGAAGGAUGCUGCCAGGGAGGCCCUGGAGAGCGGUCACACUGAGCCGGGCAGGGGCCGCCCGGGGAAGAAGCCAUCCCAGAAGAAAAGGAAGCGGUCCCCCAGGGGAGGGCCAUGCUCCGCGGACCUGGCCCUUGUGGGCCUCUCAGCCGACCACGUCUGGCUCGACAAACCCCUUUUUGACCAGGCUGAGAGCUGCUAUCUCCAGAGGUUGGCAGAUGCGGCUGCCCAGGUUGCCCGGCCGCAGAUCCUAGCCCCGCUGGGCCCCUGCGCCCACGGUGUCCUGGUGGCUUGUCACCACAUGGCCUGGGGCAUCUGGGUGAACAAACCGGUCUUCGACCAGGCCGAACGGGCCUUCAUGGAGUGGUCACAGUCCCUGCUGCUGCUGUCCACUGCCACCGAGAGGAGCAGCCAGCAGGGGUCUCUUGACAUCCCCCAGAGGGUCGCUGCCCCCGAUCAGGACGUCCCCGUCCCCCGCCUGCCCAGCCCUCCAGCCAACGGGCAGCCCCCCUUGGGGAGUUUGCAGGCGCUGGUGCGGGAGGUGUGGCUGGACAAGCCGCGCUAUGAUGCUGCCGAGAGGGGUUUCUACGAGGCCCUGUUCGACGGCCACCCCCCUGGGAAGGUGCGUCUGCAGGAGCGGGCCAGCCAGGCCGACAGUGGCGCCAGGCGGGGCCGCAGAGACCGCCGGGCCCGCAACGGCCCAGGAAGCAAGCGGGCUGGGCCUCGGAGGCCGGAGGGGGAGACGUCCCCGGCCCUGCCACACUGGUACCUCCUGCACAAGGACGCAGAGGGCCCCUGGCUGAGCAAGUCUGCCUAUGACUCCGCUGAGUGCCGCCACCACGCCGCUGAGGCCCUACGCAUGGCCUGGCGCCUGGAGGCUAUGGCUCAUCGCCCCGCUCCUCGGGUUGGCCCGACCACAUCCAGCCUGAGACCCAACAGGAAAAUGGCCACCAACUUCCUCAUGCACGAGAAGAUUUGGUUCGACAAGUUCAAGUUCGACGAUGCAGAGAAGAAAUUCUACGAGCAGAUGAAUGGGCCAGCCGGCGGCUCCUCGCACCAGGAGAACGGCGCCAGCCUCAUCCUCCGUGACAUUGCCCGGGCCAGAGAGAACAUCCAGAAAUCCCUGGCUGGAGGUUCUGGUAUGGGCACCUCCAGUGGGCCAGGUGGAGACCACAGCGAGUUGGUGCUGCGCAUAGCCAGCCUGGAGCUGGAGAACCAGGGCUUGCGAGGCGUGGUGCAAGGCCUGCAGCAGGCCCUCUCCAAACUGGAGGCCCGGCUGAGCGCCCUGGAGAAGAGCUCACCGGCCCACCGGGCCACCCCGCAGACCCAGCAUGUGUCCCCCAUGCGCCAAGUGCAAGCCCCCGUCCAGAAAGCAGCCGCCGCAGAGGGUGACGACAAUGACCUGGACCUGUUUGGCAGCGACGAGGAGGAGGACAAGGAGGCAGCGCGGCUGCGGGAGGAGCGGCUGCGGCAGUACGCCGAGAAGAAGGCCAAGAAGCCCGCGCUGGUGGCCAAGUCGUCCAUCCUCCUGGAUGUGAAGCCUUGGGACGAUGAGACGGACAUGGCACAGCUGGAGGCCUGCGUGCGCUCCGUGCAGCUGGAUGGGCUGACUUGGGGGGGCUCCAAGCUGGUGCCCGUGGGCUACGGCAUCCGCAAGCUUCAGAUCCAGUGUGUGGUAGAGGAUGACAAGGUGGGCACAGACCUGCUGGAGGAGGAAAUCACCAAGUUUGAGGAUCAUGUGCAAAGUGUGGACAUUGCGGCCUUCAACAAGAUCUGAGCCUCCUUCCUGCCUUAAUAAAGACACUUUCUCGCA
Messenger RNA from Suncus etruscus (white-toothed pygmy shrew), 2049 nucleotides. It is a transcript of the gene EEF1D, whose product is annotated as eukaryotic translation elongation factor 1 delta. Bases 10 to 2013 code for a protein of 667 amino acids. Gene Ontology annotation, biological process: translational elongation. Lineage: Eukaryota; Metazoa; Chordata; Mammalia; Eulipotyphla; Soricidae. Gene Ontology annotation, molecular function: guanyl-nucleotide exchange factor activity; translation elongation factor activity. Gene Ontology annotation, cellular component: cytosol; eukaryotic translation elongation factor 1 complex. The record is from RefSeq and is a predicted model, not a curated record. The transcript has 8 exons.